Messenger RNA from Homarus americanus (American lobster), 6556 nucleotides. Its product is annotated as zinc finger CCHC domain-containing protein 10-like. Gene Ontology annotation, molecular function: zinc ion binding; nucleic acid binding. The record is from RefSeq and is a predicted model, not a curated record. NCBI's taxonomy places the organism in Eukaryota, Metazoa, Arthropoda, Malacostraca, Decapoda, Nephropidae. Bases 664 to 1167 code for a protein of 167 amino acids. The transcript has 3 exons.
GACAAACAGCGUUUGUAGGGGAGAAUUCCACUACAGCACCUUCAAUUGCCUAACUUUUACUACAUACGGGCAAAGGGUAACCUAAUUGAGGUAUUUAAACACCUCAAAGGGCACUACUCAGUCGAGUGUCCGUACCUGGAACUGGUGGAUGCCCGUCGCCCGUCUCACAAUGGGUCACAGUUCAAGGUUGAAGAAGUCCCAAGUCCAGAAAGCUGUGAGGCAAACUUUUUCGGUGUGAGAAUUGUGAACUCUUGGAACAACCUGCCAGAGAGUGUUGUGACGGCACCGAGUGUGAGCUAUUUCAAGACAAGACUUGACCAACACUGGAGCGGGUUCAGGUACAUUCAGGAGCCGGUGCAUGCCCAGUACUUACCAACAGUGAGUGACAGAGACGUCACCGAUCAGUGGCCAAGAGGAUAAAAACGAAACCAAAGACCAACUGGAAGAAAACGUUUGUGUUGACACCCUGGCCCGGGGAACAACCGACUUACAGCUGCUGGUACCAAUAAUACUACGUGUUGUAUAUGGUGGUGCUACAAACUUCAUGCUCCCUGCCCAGACAUUACUAGAAAUACGGGAAAAACUUGUGUAGUAAUCAAAAUAAAGAAGCCUUGAUGGAAACUACACAUAUACAGUAACUCAACUUUACAUUGAAGUGUAACGAUGCCUGUUGGAGCUGGAGGAUUGUUAAGCUCCAAACCAAAGCCAUCAGCUGAAGGAGUACGAUGCCAAAAGUGCUUGGAAAUUGGUCAUUGGAUGUAUCAGUGUAAGGGCAAGAGGAAAUAUGUUCACCGAGAGUCUCGCACAUCCAUGCUCAACAAGAGAGUUAAGCAGGAACAGCAAGAACAACAGAUAGACCAAAUGAGGAAGAUGGCAUCACACAAAGAGAAAUCACAAAAACGAGAGAAGAAGAAGAAAUACGACUCAAGUGAUUCAGAUUCAUCAUCAUCAUCUUCUUCCUCUUCUUCCUCAUCAUCAUCAUCCUCAUCCUCAUCAUCAUCAUCAUCAUCAUCAUCAUCAUCUGAUUCAUCUGACUCAGAUUCCUCAACAGACUCUUCUUCCAGUUCCUCCAAGUCAUCAUCCUCAGAGUCAUCAUUGUCAUCAAAAGUUUCCGGUUCAGAUGACCAAAAAAAGAAGAAGAAAAGGAAAAAAAGUUCCAAGAAAUGAUACCAGGUAUUCAAUUGUUAUUUUGGGGUUAUGAGCUACCAUUGCCAACAUAAUAUUAAAGAAUAUGUUUAAUAAUUGAGUUCCACAAAGUUAUUCAGAUUUUCUGUGAGUCUCGGUGACCGUAUGAUAGAUGUGGAUGUUGUACCUGCCAAAGUUUCUUUUCUCUCACUAAAUUUUAUCCAAAAUUUUAUGAUUUAUACUCUUUCAGGCUGAGGUUCUUUUCUAGAACUAGUUUAUUGGGUGUUUAUGUUAUAUAAUAAACAAAUACUGUACUGGUAUCUUUUUACAUAUUUUGCAGAAUUUUUUAAACUAAACAUUUUGUGUGAUUAUAUUUUAUUAAUGAUUUUUUUGUAUUCAUAGUUACAACGUAAAUUACAAAAUAUGUAAUUUUAUUUAUUUUUCUAAUUAAUAUUAGUGAUGUUGAAUGUUGUGUAAUUAAGUGAGGUAGGUCUUAACCCUUUCAUGAGUGAGUGCUCUACUGUUCUGUGAAUAUUGGCUGACCUCACCAGUGGCAUUUUUUUUAUGUCAGUAAGAUAAAUUAAUUCAACCAUAUGAAGCUAGUAAUAUAUAUAUAUAUAUAUAUAUAUAUAUAUAUAUAUAUAUAUAUAUAUAUAUAUAUAUAUAUAUAUAUAUAUAUAUAUAUAUAUAUAUAUAUAUAUAUAUAUAUAUAUAUAUAUAUAUAACAGAUCCAUUAUGGUUUGUUAUCAAUUUUGACAACUCAAAAAUAAAUAGUGAAAAUGCACUGAAUUACCAAAGUGCAAAAACUAACACAAUUGACAACUAAAUAAUACAUUGUAAAAUUUCAGAUAACAACAAAUGUGCAAAAUUACUUUACAAUUGCUAGUACGUACUUUGCAUGGUAUGUUGCGGACGAAACUGAUUGAUUAUGCUUGCGCAUGAAAAUCAGUAACUUUUUUGCUGGUGUUUGUCCUCCAUGAUGGUAUCGAACCUUGGCGUCCUGGUGCUGAGCGCUACUCGCAUGUCGUGUUGAGGAUCCAACCGAUUCCUGCACUUGGUUUUGAUGUGAAGCAGACACUAAAAUCCAGUUUCACACAGAUAUGUGGUUGCGAACGGCACCAGCACAGCAAGGGUCUUCCUUGCUAGUACAGGAAAUGUUUCAAGCUGAGAAGCCCAGAAGUGUUCCAAAUGACCCUCAGCGAACUCCAUUUGGAUUCCAUGAUUGUUCCUCAAAUCAAUGAGAUCAUCUUUGAUGUCGCUGUCAUUAUCAAUGUCUUCCAAAUUCAACUGGAAAGGGUGCCGGAUCCAAUUAUCACAGAUUUGCAGCUCUCCACACGAGAAGUAGCCAGUGAAUGAAGUACGCAGCAUCUGCAAAUGUUCGACAAUGUCAGAAACAAAGUCUGGAUGCAAGGAAGCAUCCUCAUUAACAGUUCCUUCAAAAGAGGGGAAAUUUGCCAAAUUCCCCUUCUCUACACACCUAAUCCACAAAGGAAAUUUUAUGCUCAGUUUUUUACGCCACUCCCCUAAUAUGAGCCACGUUUGAUCACAGCAUCCUCGCACCCCUAAGAAACCGGUCUCACACCCCAGCACCCUCGGUUAAGAACCCCUGUCUUAGUUGCUUAGCUAUUCUGUUUUGUGCCCCAUACGUAGUGAAAAUUCUCAGAGGGCUACCCAAUAUUUUUUCUUUUCUUUUAUUUAUUAUUAAUAUUUUUUUAUGAAGCGAGUAGAAUACUGUAUUUGUACACUAGUGAAAAUAAUGUACACAGUACAGGUAAACUGUUUACAAUAUUCCAAUCUAUGAUAAUUCAUGUGAACAAUGCUGAUAUAUUAAGACCACUCCCCUAAUGUGAUGUAAACAAACUUGCAUUGACGAUAUUCGUCAUUCUGCCAAGUCGGCAUAUAGAACACAUCACUCACCUCAUUUGUCAGUUGAGGCAUCAUCUACCCAAACUCUGCCUCAUGGCCAUCUUUCUGGUGAACUACAGUUUAGAUAUUGUUUCUUCUUGAUUAUAUGUGUAUAAGAAAUGGAACUCAAUGUUCAUUGAUCAUCAUUGGUGUUGUUGUUUUUACCUUACAGUGAGAGGGCAUCACUAAAGUUCACAUUGUACUGUAUACAUACUCUGUUUUAGUGAUUGAAGUUUUUUCACUCUCACUAUGUAAGUACUGGAGGAAACCUGGUAGGAUUGUGAGGUCAUGAUUUGUGGUGGCAGAAAGUAGUGUAAGUACAUUAAUUGUUCUGUACUUACUCUAUUGUUAUACACUUUCUCUACAUAUAAGAUAACUUUAAAUUUAAGCAUUUACUCCUGAAAGGGUUAUCAUAUACAAAUUCAUAUACCUGUACUGUACUAAUUUUUUUUUUUUCGUACUGUAAGCUGAAGGUAGUUUCACUUUUAUGAGAUAAACCAACUUGCAUAAUUUACCAUUAAGUGUUUAAAGUAUUAAGGUUCAUAAAUCCAUCUUUAAGAGAUGAUUAUAUUAACCUUCCUCCAUAUCUCUGUAUGUCAGAUGGAACUUAUUUGCUCAGCCUCAUGAAAUAUGUUUCAAAAUACAGUGUAUAGAAUUUUUUAUAAGAAUGGCUCAAUUGUUUGAUUGCUUGUUGUAAAAAAUAAGUAAAAACUUAGGUUUCAGAUAGGGAUACCAUUAUUGGUAAAGUGUAAUCCACAAUUGGGUCAUGAAGAUUUAGUUCUCAUCAGAUCAUCUAGAUAAAAUUCUAUAUUUUACAAUAAUCAAAUUAUUUUGAUGCAGAUAGUGUGUUAAAUGUUGGCUGUGGUUUAAUUAGAUAUUUUCAUAGAUAGCUAGCAGAAUUGAAAAAAAAAUUUCCUUGGCAGAAUGAAAUUAUAUGUAUUUUGCAUUAUAUACAGUAUUGCAAGAGCAGGUUUUGCAAUGUUUCAGUUCCAUAAAUAUAUUUGGAAUGGAGUGGGGUAGGUAGAUAGGUUUUAUAAAUAUCUUUAGAAAUGAAGAAGAAUUUUUGUAAUAUCUAUUUGUACUGUACUGGGUAAUAAGGCUCUCUUAAGUCUGAAAUAGCUUUAUUUUCUUCCAUAAUUUACCAUUAAGUUGCUUUCAGUUUGCUUAUUUGUCUACAAUUACUCAGAAGGCAUUUUUUACAGGUUAACCAUUUGUGUUUAAAAUUCCAUUGUCCCAGACACUGGAUAGAUGUGUGAUUCCUCCCCAGAAGAUAAUAAUCUCCUUUUCCCUCACUCUUGCUGGCAAAUUUAAUGUUGAUCAGUUUUGUACAAACUAAGACUGGAUACAAAUCCACCACUGCCCUUUAACAUGUUACCCUCGUGUUGGUUCACUGGUGUACCAAAUAUGGUACUUCAAUUAUUGUUUGUUGUUACAUCCAGGACCAAAGAGUGAAAUAAAACUACCCUGGAAAAUAACAUAAUUUCAAUAAUUUAGUGUCUAAUUAAUAAAUAGGGAUAUAUUUUUCAAAUCAUAAAGGUUUAAAGAAAACAAUUAUGGAUUGCUAUCACUCAAAACUUGUUUACCAAAAAACAUAAAAUUUUCCUUACAAAUUUCUCAUGCCUGUAAUUGUUAUUUUUCAACAAAAUAUGCCUUUUACUGUAAUAUACUGUACAAGGGUUAUUUUACACAUAUACAUUAUGAAUUAUUAAAGGUCUUUCAAACCUGUAAGAAAAAUUAUUAUAAUUGAUCAAAACAUUAAACAAAAUGGUCCCUGGUUCUGUAGGGCAACUAAAUACUUGUAUGACAUCCCUUAAUUUGGGUUUUUAUUUUUAAGUCAAGGUAAGGAUUGCAGAUUUGUAAAAAAAAAUGUGUACAGUAGAACCUCGAUAAAUCGGACUAAUUGGUGCAAACCCCAGUCCGAAAAAACGAAUGUAUGGGGGGGGGGUUGAUAACACUGCUCAUCUGAACUAUUUAAAGAAAAUUGGUUAUGUUAUUACAGGUACUGCACUUCAACAACUAAGGUCUUUAAGUGUAUACCAAGGUUAUUAAAAGAAUAUUACAUCAACAAUAAAAAACUAUGAAACAGAACUCUCUGGGUUGAAAGUCAGACAUGUAAGUCUGGUUGUCAACGAAUCUGUUGUCACUGAGACGAUUGUUAUUUACUGUAACGUGUUACAAGAAAGCAACCACAGAAUUUGUCUUAGGAAUAAAGAGAAAACUGUACAGUAAUAUAAAGAUAAAAAUAAGAACAAAUAAGUGUAGGAGUAUAUCGUAUGUGGAAGAGGAUUGGAAUGGAGAGUAGAUUAGGGUCUAAUGAAUUUAUAUGGACAUAUUAUUGAAAGAAUGAAAAGUAUAAGAUUGCUAAAACGAGUGCAUGUACCUGUACUGUAUAAGGGUAAAGCUAAAGGAAACAGCAGUGCACAUAAAUGAACAGAGAUUAUGGAUCUACCGGUAAGUAAUUUUUACGGAAAGGUGUUUUGCUGCUGUAUGUGUGAAGUGAUGUGUAAACCAGAUACAGUGGUCCCUCGGUUAACGAACACAAUUCGUGUUUGUCGUAAGGAUUUUGUUAAUCGAAGUUUUGUUCGUUAAUCGAACUGAAAAUCCUUAUGGGAGCUAAUUUGUUAACCAAAAUUUCGUUAAUUGAACCGUUCGUUAACCGAAGGACCAUUAUAAAAGGAUUGUGAUAUAUUAUAGGGUGGCACUCAAUAAAAAUAAUUCCACUAUUUACUUCCUAUACGGGUGUUGACCAUUCCUGUAUAUGUAUGGGAUUAGGGACAUCGAAAAGCCACUGUAAGGUGACUGAUUGUAUACUUAUACUGUAUUCAUAACUUAUGGGGAAUUUGGUGUUAAUUUCUUAACAUCGUAAAACUGAUCAAUCAUAUACUGUAUCAAUCAAUUGUAUAAUGGUCAGCACCUAUAUAAUACUGUAUACUCACAAUGAAAGUAGAGCUUUAUAUCAAUACACUGCACUAAAGUAACCACAAACAAGAAAAAAAUAUCUUGAUAAAUACACACCUGAACUGAUGCCAUGGCAAUUAAUAUUUUUAUGUGGCAGCUUUGAACUCUGCAUAUCUGUAGAUUUCACUUUUUGUGUGUGUGUGUGAUAUAAAGUUGCUGUAUUUUAGUACAAUACCUGUACUGUGACUUGGCUGGUACAGGCUGACAAAAGUAUUAUAAUGUUAAAUACUUAAUGAAACAGUUGUUAUAAAUUAUGUUGAUUGCUUUUACAAUUUUACUCUUUAAUUUGAAAAUGAGGCACACAUCAAAUUCAUAAAUCUGUACUAGACCUUGUCUAGCACCUUCAACAUAUGCUGAGUAAUAAGCAAAGUAGGUGUUACACAUUCAUAGAAUGACUUGCACCCACCCCAUUUUUCACUGUACAGUGCAGCUGUACAGGUGAUUUUUUUUUUUGUUAAAUGAUGUCUUAAGUAAUCUCUUGUUGUCCAAAAAUGAGGCUGGAGUUAUGUAAAGUUGGUGAGAAGUUGGCUACAAAGUUACAAAAUGAUAAAUUAAAAACUUAAACAAG